ACCCCUAUCAAUUUAUAUGAUUGGUAAAUCUAAUCAGAAACAAUACACAGAAUCUGAGGAUAAAAGAAUUUGAUCAAAUAAAUCCACUUUCUGUUUUAUUUUUCUUCGUACAAACUGCUAACUCUUUGGGUAUAAUUGAUGGAUAAAGACUACGCUUAUCUUCCAUCAGCCGACUCCACCGCCUCAUUUAUGCACUCCGUAUCUUGCCUCGGCGCAUCGGACGGCGCAUCGAUGACAGCUUUCGUCGCCGCCCUCCCGGUGCCCCCGGGAGAUUCCGUCGCCUCGUCGAGCGUCUUCCUCCCACGCUAUGAAAACGGCUCCUCGCGGUUGGCCGUCUCCAAGCCUUCCUGGAUCGUCCGAACGGAGUCAAAUGUUAGGAGAGAGAAAAUGAAGAGACCAGAUCCGCCAUGUGUGGUCUGUGAUGGUAGUGGGAGAAUUGAUUGCCAGUAUUGUCGAGGAAGAGGCAGGACGAACUGCCUGGAUCUGAUCAUGCUCCCUAAAGGAGAAUGGCCUAAAUGGUGCAAGGUCUGUGGUGGAAGCGGACUUGGGCACUGUAACCGCUGCCUCGGAACCGGAGAAUACCGAGAUGUAAUGGGAUUUCAUUUUAUGAAGAAUAAUAGGGAUUCAACAUGAUUAAGCAACCGUAUCAGAUGGUCAAUGAUGUGUCGCAGGGAAAGCAGAUGCGAGUAGUGCAAAUACACCCCCGUGACAAUUUCUCGAGGUUGGGCAGAAGAAUAGCAUCACUGGUUAUCCGAUAUGAAUGCUUCGAGUGAACCUCUGCUUUGUACACAUUGAGCCUAACGAAAAAGUUGGUGGCGCAGGUGAGCUUGAACGCAUUGGUUGAUGGUUAUAUUUUGGUCAGCAUAUGACAUCAUAAAAAUAAAAAUAACAAACAAGUUAAAACAUAUUAAAUAAAUUAAAUUGCUUUUUUUUCUUUUCUUUUCAGAAUAUAGCUUCUUCGUAUUGUAUUCUAAAAUAGUUCACCAAAAUUAUACUGUAAUAAAGUCAUAAGCAUAGUGUAAUAUCUGAAUAUUCAAGCCAUGACAACUGAAAAGUCGGAUAUCGACCAUAAAAUUUCA
Messenger RNA from Musa acuminata AAA Group (dessert banana), 1079 nucleotides. RefSeq lists its product as uncharacterized. Bases 139 to 633 code for a protein of 164 amino acids. Lineage: Eukaryota; Viridiplantae; Streptophyta; Magnoliopsida; Zingiberales; Musaceae. The transcript is spliced from 5 exons. The record is from RefSeq and is a predicted model, not a curated record.